AUGCCGCAGUUUAACACUGACACCUCCCAGACAGAGUAUAAUGACUCCGAGCCGACCAAUACGCAGCCUAUCUGGAGCUUUGAGGGACUGAACCAGAGGAUCACUCUCCAGGGGGAGGGGGAGAGAGGGGAGGAGGAGAGAGGGGACGAGAGAGGGGAGGAGAGAGGGAACGAGGAGAUAGGGGAGGAGAGAGGGAACGAGAGAGGGGAGGAGAGAGGGAACGAGGAGAUAGGGGAGGAGAGAGGGAACGAGAGAGGGGAGGAGAGAGGGAACGAGGAGAUAGGGGAGGAGAGAGGGAACGAGAGAGGGGAGGAGAGAGGGAAAGAGGAGAUAGGGAAGGAGAGAGGGAAUGAGAGAGGGAACGAGGAGAGAGGGGAGGAGGAGAGAGGGAACAAGGAGAGAGUGGACGAGGAGAGAGGGAACAUGGAGAGAGGGGAUGAGAAAGGGGAGGGAGAGAGGGACCGAGGAGAUGGGAACGAGGAGAGAGGGGAGGAGAGAGGGGAGGAGAGAGGGGAGGAGAGAGGGAAGGGUCAAGAGGAGUCCAACUAUGAGAAACGGGCAAUAGGGAUAUUAAUAAAUUCAUCCAUAUCCUAUUUUGAUUCAUGA
Molecule: messenger RNA, 606 nt
Organism: Haliotis rufescens (red abalone)
Lineage: Eukaryota; Metazoa; Mollusca; Gastropoda; Lepetellida; Haliotidae
Product: high mobility group nucleosome-binding domain-containing protein 5-like
Exons: 3
Coding region: 1-606 (201 amino acids)
Source: RefSeq, a predicted model, not a curated record